Molecule: messenger RNA, 2703 nt
Organism: Ctenocephalides felis (cat flea)
Lineage: Eukaryota; Metazoa; Arthropoda; Insecta; Siphonaptera; Pulicidae
Product: probable aconitate hydratase, mitochondrial
Exons: 10
Coding region: 155-2509 (784 amino acids)
Biological process (GO): tricarboxylic acid cycle
Cellular component (GO): cytosol; mitochondrion
Molecular function (GO): aconitate hydratase activity; 4 iron, 4 sulfur cluster binding
Source: RefSeq, a predicted model, not a curated record
UGUCAUCUUGAGUUGUUUGUCGUGUGACAAGCUUCGAAGUUUAUUGCAAAUAAUUGGUGAGGAAAACUCAAAUGUUUAUAGUGCACAAAACUUAAUAAUAUAAUUUGCACUUUCAAUAAACAUUGUUAUAAAAUUCAGCAACUCGCUCCUAGUCAUGGCGUACUGUAUGAGAGUUUUGCAUCGCCAGGCGGGAUUUAUUGCUGAAGUUCAACAAAGAUGCUUUCAUGUCUCGCCAUUAACUGCCAUGGCCAGCAAGGUGGCCAUGAGCAAAUUCGACAGUGAUUCUUAUCUGCCUUAUGGAAAAUUAUCAGAAAAUUUAAAAGUUGUUAAAAAGCGUUUGAACAGGCCAUUAACUCUUUCCGAAAAAGUAUUAUAUUCUCAUUUAGAUGAACCUGAAAAACAAGAAAUUGAAAGAGGAACUAGCUACUUACGUUUAAGACCCGAUAGAGUUGCUAUGCAAGAUGCUACUGCUCAAAUGGCCAUGUUGCAAUUUAUUUCAUCAGGGCUGCCUAAAGUUGCCGUUCCUAGCACGAUUCAUUGUGAUCAUUUAAUCGAAGCACAAAUCGGAGGAGAUCAAGAUCUUGCUAGAGCCAAGGACAUUAAUAAAGAAGUAUACAGUUUCUUAUCCAGUGCUAGUGCUAAAUAUGGGGUGGGCUUUUGGAAACCAGGCUCUGGCAUUAUUCAUCAAAUUAUUUUGGAAAAUUACGCUUUUCCUGGCUUGGUAAUGAUUGGUACUGAUUCCCACACACCAAACGGUGGUGGAUUAGGUGGUCUGUGUAUUGGUGUUGGAGGAGCAGAUGCCGUUGAUGUAAUGGCCAAUAUUCCAUGGGAAUUGAAAUGCCCAAAAGUUAUUGGAGUAAAAUUGACUGGCAAAUUAGGAGGCUGGACCUCUCCUAAGGAUGUUAUCUUGAAAGUUGCUGAUAUUUUAACUGUAAAGGGUGGCACUGGUGCCAUCAUUGAGUAUUUUGGACCUGGUGUUGAUGCAAUUUCAUGUACAGGCAUGGCUACCAUUUGUAACAUGGGUGCUGAAAUUGGAGCAACAACAUCAAUAUUUCCAUUCAAUGCACGAAUGGCUUCAUACUUGAAAUCUACUGGAAGAGAUGCCAUUGCAAAGGAAGCUGAUGGGGUUAAGAAAGAUUUAUUAACGGCUGAUGAAGGAGCUAAUUAUGAUAGAGUAAUAGAAAUAAAUUUGGAUACUUUGGAACCACAUGUAAAUGGACCUUUUACACCUGAUCUUGCUAGUGCUAUCAGUAAACUGGGAGCCAAUGCUAAGGAAAAGGGGUGGCCUAUGGAUAUCAAAGUUGGCUUAAUUGGUUCUUGUACUAAUUCAUCUUAUGAAGAUAUGGGACGUUGUGCAAGCAUUGCUAAACAGGCAAUGAAACAUGGAGUAAAAUCUAAAAUUCCAUUCAAUGUUACACCUGGGUCUGAACAGAUUCGUUCAACGAUCGAACGAGAUGGAAUUGCCCAAACUCUCCGUGAAUUUGGUGGCACUGUUUUAGCCAAUGCCUGUGGACCUUGCAUCGGUCAGUGGGAUCGUAAGGAUGUGAAGAAAGGAGAGAAAAACACAAUUGUUACUUCAUAUAAUAGAAAUUUCACAGGCCGUAAUGAUGCUAAUCCUGCCACUCACUGUUUUGUCACAAGUCCUGAAUUAGUCACAGCUCUAUCAAUUGCUGGCCGCUUAGAUUUUAAUCCAGUAACAGAUACUCUGAAAGGAAGCGAUGGCAAAGAAUUCAAACUUGAUUCACCCUUUGGCGAUGAACUUCCAAGCAAAGGUUUCGAUGCAGGUCAAGAUACAUAUGAACAACCUCCUGCAGAUGGCUCAAGUGUGAAAGUUAAUGUUGAUCCUAAAUCAGACCGAUUGCAAUUGUUGGAACCAUUUGAUAAAUGGGAUGGUAAAGAUCUUACUGAUAUGACCAUUCUCAUUAAAGUUAAAGGAAAAUGUACCACUGACCAUAUCUCAGCUGCUGGACCUUGGCUAAAAUAUAGAGGACAUCUUGAUAAUAUUUCCAAUAAUAUGUUCAUUACAGCUAUCAAUGCUGAAAAUGGUGAAAUGAACAAGGUUAAAAACCAAGUUACUGGUCAAUAUGGAGCUGUUCCUGAAGUGGCUCGUCAUUAUAAGGCAAAUGGUAUUCGUUGGGUAGCUAUAGGUGAUGAAAACUAUGGAGAAGGUUCUUCCAGGGAACAUGCUGCCUUAGAACCUCGUCAUCUUGGUGGUAGAGCAAUAAUUGUAAAAUCUUUUGCACGUAUACAUGAAACUAACUUGAAAAAGCAAGGAAUGUUGCCACUGACUUUUGCCACACCAGGAGAUUAUGACAAGAUUCAACCAACUGACAAAAUCAGCUUGUUAGGUUUGGACAAACUUAGUGCUGGAAAGCCUGUUGAGUGUGAGAUCAAACAUGCUGAUGGAAAAGUCGAUAAAAUCUUACUGAAACACACGUUGAACGAUUUGCAAAUUGGAUGGUUCAAAGCUGGCAGUGCAUUAAACAGAAUGAAAGAAAUGACUAAGUAAUUUAAAUCUGUUCCAAACUAUUUUUCAUAAAAUAGGAAUCUUCAAUUUUUAAUAAUCAUUGUAUAUAGUUGAAAUAUUGAUUGUAGUAGAUUUGUAAAAAUAUUGUUAUGCAUAUAAUUUUAUUAAUGUUUUAUAUUCACACAAAUGUGUGCAAAUGCUGCCUGCAUUUAAUAAAAUAAAUAAUUUUAUUUUCU